Molecule: messenger RNA, 2643 nt
Organism: Gossypium raimondii (Peruvian cotton)
Lineage: Eukaryota; Viridiplantae; Streptophyta; Magnoliopsida; Malvales; Malvaceae
Product: beta-glucuronosyltransferase GlcAT14A
Exons: 4
Coding region: 996-2186 (396 amino acids)
Cellular component (GO): membrane
Molecular function (GO): glucuronosyltransferase activity
Source: RefSeq, a predicted model, not a curated record
UUUUGCUGCCAGUUCUCUGCUCCUCUGUCUGUUUAGUUUCCGGCGAGGCUGGCCGCCGGAGAACCCAACGGUUCUCCAGUCUCCGACGGUGGGCAUGGUGGCCGAACAAGAAUGUUUGAUUUUUCUUUUUUUAAAACAUUUUCUUCAUAUUUUUUUUUCUGUUUCCUCUGUUUCUGUUUGCUGUCUAUCUCAGGUGAGGCUCCGCCGCCGGAGACCCAAAAGUCUCCUGUUACCGGCAGCGGGCCACCGUGGCCGGUAAAUAAAACCCUCCUUUUUUAAAAAAAAAUGUUCACAUUUCCUUUUCUCUACAUUUAAAAGAAAACGAAAGAACACAAGUUUUUACUCUUUUAAGAGCUUUUGUUUUCGGAAAGUGGAAGGAUUUCUCCUUUCUCUGUUUUUGGCUUCUCGAUUCGUUGAGGAAAAGGAAAGGGGCUGAAUAGCAUAACCAUAAUUGAAGGUGGAGAAUCCGAUGGUGCCAACACAUACUCAGAUAGCCAAGUCUGCAAAUGCUCACUGUGCAAGAAUUCCAGAGGUGGUUCCACAUCACAGUCACGAUCGACUGUUUUAGGGAACACAUUCUGUUUCCGACUCCUCUUCCCUCCGGCCUCCACACAGUAGAACUAAGAUUAUUAUUUUUAUUUUCCGGUUCAAUGUAUAUAAUUGAACCGUCGGUCCAACCGGUUUCAACAGUUACUACUUUUAGAUACAAGAAGACAACAAAAUGAUUUAAUAAUUUUUAUUGACAUCAGAGAGAGAGAAUUCGACAGGGAAAAAAAGGGAGAAACUUUACUGUCUGACCUAAAUUUUAUUAUAAUCGACUAUGGUGUUAAGUCUUCUGAAAUCAAAGAUCCCCAAAUACCCAUUUCAUGAAACAUUUCAAAAUCCAAAUUCGAUUCGGAUUUCCUCCUUUGAUCAUCAAUAAAUCCAUAUGCUGAAGAAACUUCAAUCGUUAAAUCAAAAGCUACAAUUUUUGAGGAGCUUAAAACACUAGGGUUAUGGGAGCUGAAAAGAAAUGGCUUUUCACUCUCUUUUCGACAACAAUUUUCUCCAUUCUCCUCCUCUUACUUUACUCGAUCUCUGUUUUCAGCUCCCCUAGACUUUUCCCUUCUCUAGUCCAACAUGGUCUUCAUUCUCCACCAGCUUUUGCUUACUAUUUAUUUGGUGGAAAAGGUGAUAAGGAUCGGAUCUUUAGGCUACUACUUGCUGUCUAUCAUCCCAGGAAUCGAUAUUUGCUGCAACUUGGUGCUGACGCUUCCGAUGAGGAAAGGUAUAGGUUGGUUUUGGCUUUGAAAUCUGUGCCUGCUAUUAGGAGCUUUGAAAAUGUGGAUGUUAUAGGGAAGCCUGAUAGGUUUUCUUCAAUGGGGUCUACACAUAUUGCUUCCACGUUGCAUGCUGCUGCUAUGUUGAUGAAGCUUGAUCGUGGCUGGGAUUGGUUUAUUGCUUUGAGUGCUUUGGACUAUCCCUUAGUUACUCAAGAUGAUUUGUCCCACGUGUUCUCCUCUGUUAGGAGGGACCUCAAUUUCAUUGAUCAUACUAGUGACCUUGGGUGGAAAGAAGAUCAACGGGUCCUGCCUAUUGUGGUUGACCCAGGGAUUUACCUAGCUAGGAGGACUAAAAUUUUUCACGCUACGCAGAAACGGCUAAUGCCUGAUGCUUUUAAAGUGUUCACAGGUUCGCCAUGGGUUGUCUUAAGCAGAUCCUUUCUGGAAUUUUGCCUUUUCGGGUGGGAUAAUCUGCCUCGGACCCUUCUGAUGUAUUUUAACAAUGUUAUGUUAUCCGAAGAAAGCUAUUUUCAUUCUGUCAUUUGCAAUUCACCGGAGUUCAAGAACACUACUGUAAACGGUGAUUUAAGAUAUAUGAUCUGGGACAGUCCUCCGAAGACGGAACCCCACUUUCUCAAUGGUUCUGAUUAUGAUCAAAUGGUUCAAAGUGGAGCAGCAUUUGCAAGACAGUUUCAGAAAGAUGAUCCUGUGUUGGACAUGAUUGAUGAAAAGAUCCUCAAGUGUGGGCGAAACCGAGCUGUCCCAGGGGCAUGGUGCACUGGCCGGCGAAGCUGGUGGGUAGAUCCUUGCUCACAAUGGGGCGAUGUUAAUGUCUUGAAGCCUGGACCACAGGCAAAGAAGUUAGAGGAAACUAUACUAAACCUUCUUGAUGACUGGAAUUCACAGUCCAAUCAGUGCACAUGAAGGGGUGUGAAGUGCGAGCUAAAAAGUGAAUAUCUCAGAGACUCGGUACAUUGAUCCUGCAUCCAAAUUUCAUGAAAGGUUCGAAAGAAUACCCAUCAGAUGAGAUACAUUAUUUGGUCGACGCCUUUGGCUUCAGGGUUCAUAUUCAAUGGUAAAACCAGAAUGAGUAAGAGGAACUCCCUCUUGAGCUGCCAUUUGCAUGCUGUUGUUAUUAUAUGUUGUCCCCACCCUUCACGUUGACGUUGGAAGACAAAAUCAUUCAUUAAAAUCUCGUGUUAUAUUGCACCCAUAGUUCCCUCUCUCAUACCAGCAAUAGGACGAUUUUAUGGCUACAAAGUGUAAGAACAACUUAGAAAACAAGGUGAGAAAAGCCUGUUUAACACUAUUUAUCAUUGAACUAAUUAUUCAGUAGAAUCUUUGUUCUUUCUGAUGAAAUGAGAACGUGCACAUUAUGACA